AUGAGACAUGGCAAAACUCUACGACUGACUACUGAACUGAUGUUUCUGACCGACGUGACGUUGUCUCAGGACACAUCCAGAUCUAAUAGGUCAAUGACCUUACAAAAAAUAAGUGUAAGGGACGUUAUGAAAGAACACCCACGAACCGCUCCAAUUGGAAUAAGACGUAGGGUGUCGGACUUACCUUGUAAUGCUCGAGACGUUGGGAUAGAGGGAAGGUCUGUGUUAUGUGUCUGUAAUGCUACCUACUGCGACACAGUCACUAGAGACGCUCCUGCAAGAGGGAGGUUCGCUGGAAAGCGUUUCCACAAGGGUGGUGGUCCAAUUCAAAUAGACUUUUCAAGAUCUGAAGAAAGUGCUAAUAAAGUUCACGUCAAUGAGACUUUCCUUGACAAAAUAAAACCCAAGUUUCUAAACUCUGCAUCAUACACAUUAAUCUCGGAAAUUCAGUACCAGAGUAUCGAAGGUUUUGGAGGAUCAGUUACAGAUGCCGCUUCCAUAAACUGGCAAAAACUCUCACCAAGAGCACAGGAUCACUUUGUUAAUUCUUACUUCAGUAAAAACGGUCUGGAGUACAAUUUGAUUCGAACGCCCAUAGGUGGCGCUGACUUCUCUACCUAUCCUUACACAUACAACGAGUACCCCAUUAAUGAUUACAAUUUGUCCAACUUCUCACUAAGCGAAGAGGAUUAUAAGCUAAAGCUUCCAUUAAUCAAACGAGGCCAAGCCGUUUCCACAACGGAUAUUAAAGUGACAGCGAGCACGUGGUCUCCACCUGUAUGGAUGAAGACCAACAACGCCAUCACCGGAUUCGCUCAAGUCAAACCGGAGUUCUACCAGUCAUACGCUGAUUAUCACUUACGUUUCAUUGAAGAAUACGAUAAGGAGAAUGUUACAGUGUGGGCCAUAACAACUACUAACGAACCUAUCAACGGACUGAUUCCGUUCGUUGAUUUCAAUUCACUCGGAUGGUUCCCGUGGGAUUUGGGUCGGUGGGUUGCGAAUAACCUCGGUCCAACUAUUAAGAACUCGAAAUAUAACAAAACAUUGAUUCUGGCUAUCGACGAACAACGUUAUCUCUUGGAUCUUUAUUUGGAAGGGAUGUUAGCAGCCGCCCCAAGAGCAAUCGACUACAUAGAUGGCAUCGCCGUACAUUACUAUGGCAACUUUUUCCCUGCUCAAGUUUUAACGAACAUACAGGAGAGGUAUCCAGAUAAAAUUAUUCUUGCCACCGAAGCCUGUGAAGGUCCAAUGCCGUGGGAUGUGAUGAGAGUGAAGAUUGGCUCUUGGGAACGAGCAGAUAGAUACACGAAACAUAUUAUUGAUGACUUAAAUAACUUCGUCGUCGGAUGGUUGGAUUGGAAUCUCUGUCUGGAUGAAGAAGGUGGCCCAAACUGGGCUCACAACUACGUAGACGCACCCAUUUUAGUCAACGGUGAAAAAGAUGAAUUCUAUAAACAGCCCAUGUUCUACGCUAUGGGACACUUUUCCAAAUUUAUUCCAAGAGGUUCCAAAAGAAUACAAGUUGUGAGGACCAGUAUUGGACACGUCGAAACCGUGGCGUUCAUCACGCCAGAAAGAAAUAUUGUGAUGGUUUUACAUAACCCGAACAAUUCUGUGAUGAGGGUUCGAAUAACAGUAGCUUGGAGGAGGUACAUUGAUGUCACCCUUGAUCCAGAAUCAAUACAGACUGUUGAAGUAAACCUCAACUGA
Molecule: messenger RNA, 1713 nt
Organism: Danaus chrysippus (African queen)
Lineage: Eukaryota; Metazoa; Arthropoda; Insecta; Lepidoptera; Nymphalidae
Source: the annotation of a GenBank genome assembly